Lindgomyces ingoldianus is the source of this 1947-nucleotide messenger RNA. RefSeq lists its product as uncharacterized. Lineage: Eukaryota; Fungi; Ascomycota; Dothideomycetes; Pleosporales; Lindgomycetaceae. The record is from RefSeq and is a predicted model, not a curated record. Gene Ontology annotation, molecular function: protein binding. The transcript is spliced from 14 exons. The annotation marks the transcript as partial.
AAGAGGAAGCGGAUUCUUGGCGAAGAACAUCCUGACACCAUCUCAGCCAUGAACAACCUCGCUGUCACGCUGGGCGAUCAAGGCAAGCUAGACGAAUCAAUUGCGAUGUUGAAAAACGUAUAUAGGGAGAUAACUAUGCUCCUCGGCAAUUAUCACCCACUUUCAAAGGUUGUCUGUGCCAAUCUUACCAAACGCUCGCUUGGACGAUUUGCCGAGUUAUACCUUCAAACUCCUCAAGAAAGUGAAGAGGAAUUAUGCCAGCAGACGCUGUCUGAUUUCGAGCAGACCUUUGGUCAUCAGCAUCCGUCUAAUAUUCUCCUCGCAAAGCUUAUCGCUGACGUCUACAAGGAUCAGGACCAGCUUGAUAAAGAAGAGCAGAUGUACCGCCGAGCACUUAAGUGCUCGGAGGACGUCUUCUCCCUAGAGAACUUAGAGAACUCGACCCAUUGUGACCUUGUUUCUAGUCUAGGGCAGCUUUACCUUCGCCGUGGUAAAUUGGCCGACGCUGAAGAGGUGUUUAGACGGGAGCUACAAAGAUAUGAGAAGGCUCCAGGCCUUGAGCACACAUCCCUGAUGGAUACUAUUAGAGACCUGUACAAAGUCUAUGUCCACCGUUGCAUUACUCUGCGACAAGAGCAGGGUGUACAGCAACGCAGCGCACUGAUUAAUCUGAACGACGACAUACAUGCUAGAGAUAUGGUUUCUGCCCUCACUAACCUUUGCAAGAAGUUUGGCACAGUUUGGCCCUCAUUUCUCAGCCUUCUUGGCCGAAUGUUAAUCUGGACUGGAAAGGACGAUGACGCAGUUAUUGCAUUCCAGCAUCAAUUUCGCCUCGCUGAAUCAGAACCAGAGCAGGGCGGGACCGUGUGCGACGGCUGCAGUAGACAGCUCUAUGCAGGCAUGCAGCGGUUUGUGUGCAAGACUUGCAUUGAUAUCGAUCUCUGCGACGACUGUUAUGCAGAUUACGAGAAAGAAGGACGCGAAACAGCCGAGAACUGCCAGGCACACACAUUUCUUACUCAUGGUGGUAUAGUUUCAUUUGUCGAGGUGGCGGACUCUAUUAAGGGGGCGACCGAGAGGACAGCACGUAACUGGAGUGGCGAUUUUGUAGGUGUUCUUAUGCUUAGCCAAGGUCGCUUGAACUCCAAGGACCCCUUAUAUUUUCUGGCACAAGGGGACACCACCAAGGCUAACUCCACGGAGGAAGGAUGGUUCUACCAAUCACGUGACAAGGCUGGGCUAGAAGAUGUGCUCGCCGUGCUCGCUGCGAGCAUGACGAGCAUCUUAGGAUAUAUAAGUACGGCCUCCCCGCACAUAACGGUCUCUGACCUUCUCCUCCUUCAUCCUCGAUACUCGCCUCCUAUUGUCCUGCUACCAGGCAGGCUGUCGGCAAGUAUCAUCUCACCGCAACUAGCACGAGGUAAACCCUUAGUGUCAGACCCUUAUGUCAUUUGGCUUUCUUUGAGUUACAUUGGACUAGGCUCUGAUGGCCUAGGUCCUAUAUAUCUCCAACUAGAUUGGUCUACUGUGAUAUCUCAAUCAAUUAAUACGACAUAUCCACACCCAUCACAGAAUAUUAGCAGCACAAAUUCAAUUAAUUCUAUCUCUUACCAGAAUUCAGCAGGACGUAAACACGAUUCAAGUUUCUGUGUUGAAUUACACCUAGCACGUUCUACGUUUGCUCAUAAUUCCCCCAACUCCUAUCAUCUUCUACUUAGAUACUAUACUUCAUUCCUAAUCCACAUCCUCCUCAUCGUUUCCUAUCCUUUUCAUCAUGAUCUCAUCGCAUUAAAUGAGAGAGAAAUAGAGAGAGACAACUUCAUCCAAGGGUAUCAGGCGCCAAAAAUGGAAAGGCCAAAAGAGAAAAAAAAGAGAUAUAGACUCAACUCCCCCGCCCAUGCCCGCCGGUCCGAAAUCAUAUCAUUCCACAAACAUAUAUCAAUCUGA